GUGAAGGGAUCAGAGAUUUUAAUGCAUGAUGCCACACCUUUUGCAUAUGCUUCACAGCCUACAGAAACGAUUAACUACGUCUCAGCUCAUGACAAUGAAACCUUCUUUGACAUUAUCAGUUUGAAGACACCGAUGAAAAUAUCAGUUGAUGAAAGGUGUCGAAUAAAUCAUUUGGCAUCAAGUAUGAUUGCCCUCUCGCAGGGUAUACCAUUCUUCCAUGCUGGGGACGAGAUUUUACACUCGAAGUCACUUGAUCGUGAUUCUUACAACUCAGGUGAUUGGUUCAAUAGGUUAGACUUCAGCUACAAGUCCAACAACUGGGGUGUUGGGCUUCCUCCAAAAGGGAAAAACAAAUACAGUUGGCCGCUGUAAGUACCGACUCAAUUGCAUUCAAUGUAUGGAUUACUUUGUAGAACCAUACAACCAGUGCAUGUUUCUGAAACCAGUCAGCUCCUGCUAUAUAUGUCUCCAGGAUUAAACCGAGGUUGCAAGACCCAUCCUUCAAACCUCAAAGCAGUCAUAUAGUUGCCACGCUCAACAGUUUCUUAGACUUGUUAUGCAUCAGAUACUCAUCGCCUCUCUUCCGUUUAGAUUCAGCAAAGGAAAUCCAGGUCAGGAUGACUACUGUUUUAUUAUUCUCUUGACUAUAUUAUCUGCUCUCUUACGGAAGUAUACGUUCACUAUCAACCUUUUGCAAUGCCAUGAAAUGUCACAAAGACCGAAAGUAACAGAUCUCAUAAAACUUGUGGAUCGAUGUGACUUUUUUUUUCAGGACCGAGUGUGAUUUCAUAAUACAUGCCCCUCGUCAGUCCCUGACACCAUCGUCAUGAGCAUUGAAGAUGGUCACAAAGGCAUCCCAAGUGUAUCUCAGAUUGAUCCAGUGUAAGUUAAAAACCAAUAACAUGAUCCACGUAUCUUUCAAAGCUUCGUAUAAUACAUUGUUUUGUAAAGGUACUUUAACUCUAACAACAGCAACUCAUUCGUUGUGGUUAUCUUCAAUGCUCGCCCGUCUGAGUUCUCAUUUCUCAGUCCUUCUCUGAAAAAUAGGAAUCUCGAAUUACAUCCGGUACAUGUAAAUUGCACAGUAAAUAAAUGUAUGACAAUAUCAUAAGCGUUCACCUUUUGGUUAAUUCAAAUGAAUAUUAGAAAUGUUAAAUGAUAAUUCAUUUUUACAGGUGAAGUCAGGAGAUGAAAUAGUAAAAAAAUCAGUGUAUGACUGAUAUACCAUGAUUUUCACCCGUUUUUAUACAUGGUAUAUAAAGGUUUUAAGAUGUAUUAAUCAUGUUUUAGAGUCUUUUCAAAGCAAAUACAGGUUUAUUCACCUGAUGGAAGGAAAUGAUACUUUUGGGACAUUUUG
Molecule: messenger RNA, 1357 nt
Organism: Brassica napus (rape)
Lineage: Eukaryota; Viridiplantae; Streptophyta; Magnoliopsida; Brassicales; Brassicaceae
Product: pullulanase 1, chloroplastic-like
Exons: 4
Coding region: 22-372 (116 amino acids)
Source: RefSeq, a predicted model, not a curated record